AACAACCACACUUCCAUUGUACCCUUUUUUUCUUUGAAAGUUGCAUAGUACUUGCUUAGGAGGACUAAAAUGGAAAGGUCAUAACAACAUCUACACCAAAUAUAGUAGGCGAGCCACUGCCCAAGUGGCCAGGUCCAUGCUCACAUGGGUUGGACUCUUGAGCACUCCUCGAUCGGCCUUGUUUAUCUUGUAAUUGGUGGAAGAGUUGCACUUUCCAACUGCAGGUAGGCAACAGGAAUAUACAAUUCGGAGUUGCUGAUCGCAAUCUCACGGAGAGCAAGAGUCCAGCAGUAAUCUAUUCAGUGUGCUCGGUGCUCAAUGCGCCUUGACCAAACCACCCCAUCCGCACCGCACCCUUCUCUGCUUUAUCUUAGCCUGCCGAGCCACGAGUGGCAUGGCGCACGACCGUGCUGAUGCUGCGCAUCGCUCUCACUCACUGGUACUAGCUCGCAGCGGACGAAUGAUAAGUAUUCCCGGCCCUUGUCCGCUCCUACUCGUCCGUCACUGAUGACUGAUGAUCUUUGUCCACCACUGUCUAGCCACCGUCUUAUGCUGUCAGCCAUUCGCUUAAAUUCAUCAGCUUUUCAAGAAUCCACGCUCGAAUCCAGAGCGUGUGAUUACAACAGAUCAACAAGGCUGACAUGGAAGCGGUCAUGGCAAGGAUUCAUCUCGUGCUGGUGCUGUGCGUGGCGGCGGCGGCGGCGCUGAUGGCUUCUUUUUGCGCCGCCGCCGGCGAGGGUGCGGCGGCAACGGCGCAGGAGCUGCGGCGAGGCUUCUCGGUAACCCACGACCAGUCCUACUCGCAGUUCCAGCCGGUGCUCGCCGACCCCACCGGCGCCUUCGCGCUCGGCUUCCUCCGCGUCAACGCCACCAUGCUGGACCUCGCCGUCCUCCACCUCCCGUCGGCCUUCCCGCUCUGGCGCGCCAUCCCCGACCGCCCGGCGCCCUGGUCCGCGCCCGCCUCCCUCACCUUCGACGGCGGCCUCGCGCUCACCGACCGCGCGGCCAACAAGGUGCUCUGGUCCGCCGCCGCCGCCUCUGCCUCGGCCGGCGACCGCGUCGUCCUCCUCAGCACGUCCAACCUCCAAAUCCAGAGCACCAGUGCUGGUGUCGUGUGGCAGAGCUUCGACUACCCGUCGGACACCAUCGUCCAGGGCCAGAACUUCACCUCCGCGGCGGCGCUCUUCACCCUCGACCGGCGCUUCGCGAUGCGGCUGGGGAGCAACUACUUCGCGCUGUACAUCGAGCCGCCGCCACCGUCGUCGGGCGGCGUCGCCGCCGCCAUGUACUUCAAGCGCACGGCGCUGGAGGCCAAGGCCCAGAUCGUGGCCGGCGGCGGGCCGACCUACGCGCGCGUGGAGCCCGACGGUUUCCUCGCCAUGUACCAGAAGGAGGGGCCACCCGCCGACGUGCUCUCGUUCGACACCUUCAACCGGGGCGUCCGUGCCCUCCGCCGCAUGACCCUGGAGCCCAACGGCAACCUCCGCGCCUACUACUGGGACGGCACCCGGUGGGCCCUCGACUACACCGCCAUCACUGAGACCUGCGAGCUCCCCACCACCUGCGGCGCCUACAGCGUCUGCGCGCAGCCCAGCGGCGGGUGCGAGUGCCUGGCCAACGCGACCGACGGCUCGGGCUGCGCCGCCGCCACCCCGGCCUCCGUCAGGGGCAGCCUGUGCGGCACCACGGGCGGGGAAGUCGGCGGGCUGUACUGGGCGGUGCGGCGGCAGGGCGUGGAGCCGGUGAACAAGGAGCUGCUGGGGUCCGAGCACGCGGCGUCGGCGACGGAUUGCGAGGCGCGGUGCGAGCGCAACUGCAGCUGCUGGGGCGCGGUGUACAGCAACGGCACCGGGUACUGCUACCUCUUGGACUACCCGGCGCAGCUGCUGGUGGUGGGCGACGAGCGGAAGCUGGGCUACUUCAAGGUCAGGAGCCUGCAGGAGGCGGCCGGGCGCGGGCGGAGCGGCGGCGGCGCGGGCGGGGUCAAGGCCGCGCUGCUCACCAUAGGCGUCGCGGCGGUUGUCGGCGCGGCUGCGUUUGGGGCGUACAGGGUGUGGGACAGGAGGCGGCGGACCGCCGCGGACGCGAGGCGGCAGCUGGGCGCCGUCGACGACGGGCUCUCGCCGGGGCCGUACAAGAACCUGGGGUCCUUCAGCUCCGUCGAGCUCACCAACUCCUUCCGGAGGUAGCCAGGUCUGGGAGAUCCGACAGCUGAGAUGGGAAGUUGUCCAAUAGACCCUGCGGCCGCCGGGAUCUCCCCGCCGUGAAGGGACAAGGCGCAGCCGGCCAGGCGCGCGGGUUGGCGAGAACGGCGGCUAUCGAAGAGCGGAGAAGGCAAGCAAAGCAAACAAAGGUGGAAGUGGAAGGGCAACCGAAGUUGAUCUCUGAAUUUGGCGGCUCGUUUGGUUGGGUGUAAUUGGUGCAAGGGAACGAGAGUUUUUCUUAUCUCUAUCUCUACUCAAAAAAUUUAAUUGGGCAAUAAUUUUUGGUGCGACCUUUACCCCCACCUCCCUUGGUCAUUCUGCCGAUCGAAACGUCUUCCAUCUCGUACGUCCAGCUGCCCCGCAUUGCCUCCAUGGCGCCUCCAUCGAUGUCGUCAUCCCCGCCGCGUCCAGAUUGCAGCGGCGCCAUCUUGGGUCGACGACGCUAUCCACGCCGCGUCCAGCUCGCCUCUGCGCCGCUCGAGUCGCCGCCGCCGUCCCCACCGCGCUGCCGCCAUCCUUCGUCUUCGCCGCCGCCACCGCCCCGCGCGGCCCUUCCUCCUCCGCCCCUAGCCCCAGCCCUACGCCGAACCAACCCCGGCACCCACCCCGCCCACGCUCUGCGGUGCAGGGGCCACCGUCGCAUCCCUGAGCCCUCUCCCACGACUAGACUCCGGCACCCACGCCAUCCACGCGCCCGGGGUCUACCUGGACGAGCUCAUCGCCUCUUCCUCAUCCGCGGCGGCGGCGGCAAGGACGUGGAGAUGGUCGGGGAGCGCCUCCAGGACGUGGGGAUCUUGAACGGCUCCACCAGCAGCGCCGCAGGGGAUGGUUCUGCACCUAAGCCGGAAGAGGUGAAACGGCUGCCUGGUCGUAAGGUCAAGAAAAAGUUCCGGCCACCAUGUGCCAGCAGAUGGACUCUAUCACCAAUACCAGAGCCCCUGAACAGCCGCGUGACCUUAGAAGAGAACGUGAGAGAGUGUAUUCUGCCUCAAUGAUAUCUGAACAAAGGGAGGAAAGGAACAGGAAACGACGAGAGGCUUACAAAAGGAAGAAGUGUGAUGCAAACAACAAGGAAAAUGACCUAGGUUUCCAUCUUUGCUGAUAUGAUACGGAGGGGCUUACACGAGGGGUUGCCUAUCAAUUCUUUUCGGGUGACUCCUAUAUAUUUAAUCAUGGUUCAGCAGGAAGGCACAGAAGUCGUAUGCCCCCCAUUAUGGAAGAAGAGACGAAUACGUCAUUGCAGAUCCGUACUCGCCGACCUCGUAAACUUUUCUCCUUCCCUCACCGCUGUGAAAAUGACCUCUGCACCGAUCUCUACAACUUUGCCGCCGCCUGCGACCUCCAUUCACAAGGAGAGGGAGUUUACUUGGGAUGGGGAGAGAGAGCUUAGAGACUCAAUAAUUCCUACCAAUCUCUUCCCAUAGGGAGGGGUGGUAAUUGAGAGGGAAUUCUGGUUUAAAAUGAAAAUAAAUGAUCUUAACCAUUCAUUAUGAUUUAUGAUAUGAUUUUUCACA
Molecule: messenger RNA, 3718 nt
Organism: Panicum hallii
Lineage: Eukaryota; Viridiplantae; Streptophyta; Magnoliopsida; Poales; Poaceae
Product: PAN domain-containing protein At5g03700-like
Exons: 7
Coding region: 642-2189 (515 amino acids)
Biological process (GO): recognition of pollen
Source: RefSeq, a predicted model, not a curated record